This is a messenger RNA of Calidris pugnax (ruff), 1376 nucleotides long. RefSeq names its product mediator of RNA polymerase II transcription subunit 1-like. Bases 1 to 801 code for a protein of 266 amino acids. Gene Ontology annotation, molecular function: nuclear vitamin D receptor binding; nuclear retinoic acid receptor binding; transcription coregulator activity. Gene Ontology annotation, biological process: regulation of transcription by RNA polymerase II; cellular response to thyroid hormone stimulus. The transcript has 10 exons. NCBI's taxonomy places the organism in Eukaryota, Metazoa, Chordata, Aves, Charadriiformes, Scolopacidae. The record is from RefSeq and is a predicted model, not a curated record. Gene Ontology annotation, cellular component: mediator complex.
AUGGCUAAAUCUUUGUUUUCUGUGAUGAACAGAUUGGAAUCUUUAUCCAAACAAAAAGGGCUUAAUGCUCACGCUAGCCCCAGUGGGACUGCCUGCUACAUAACAUCCAACAUGUUUUAUAUAGAAGUUCAGCUGGACAAGGGUGGAGAGGUGAUGGAUGUAAAGUUGGCUCACCUUGGAGAAGAACCUGUGGUUUGUGACGACCUGGUGCAGCACCUAAGUGAAAUGAAAGCUAAGGGAUACUUUGCUUUGCAGGCCCUUGAAAAGGAUCUUUAUUCAAUGUCUCUUCUAGACAGAACACAGGAUGUAAACAGAGUUACUGAAGUACUUCAUGGAAAAGUAGGACACCUUGUGCCAAGAACUGGAGGCACUCCUAUGAACAUUGAAUUUUACAUUUCUCCCUAUCAAGUUUUGGAAGCAGAACUAAAUCCCGGUUCCCAGGUAUGUGGAACAAAAGCAGUUGUGACUGUUGAAGGCACAGAUACAGUCCACAAACUUCCUCUUUCUCCGCUGCUUGUAGAGUCUCAAGCUGGAGAGGACGGCCACCCUGCUUUUUUGCCACUGACUGAUGAACUCAGCAUGGAUUUGCCAGCCUUUUUUGUGUUGAAGUUUCACCAGCCUAUUCCUAUGUCCUCAUCCAGUAUUGAAGAGAUACAGAGGCUCACAGGAAUUCAGAUUACUGGCUUGAAACUAGCCCCUCUGUAUGAGCUGAUUGUUCAGUCUACCCUGAAAGAAAAAUGCAGUGAAGACUUUUCUACACAUAAAUCCUGUUUCUUUGUGGUGAGUAUAGUGUGCAUUUGACACACACACUCUAGCCUUAUGCAAGAUAUACACUGAAUUAUAUUUCCCUACAAGCAAGCAAUACAGACUUCCCAGCAUCUCAACAAUAUUUAAAUGCUCUUUAAGAAAUAGUUCAAGUUAUUUAUGAAACAAUAUUAGAACCUUUCAAGUAAGUGAGCGUCUCAUCCUCAUUAAACACUGUGUGCAUGACUGCUGAAGUCAUACUAAUUUGUCUAUAUGUAACCCAAAUAUUAACUCUUCUAAAAAUUGGUCAAAUUUUCAUCAUUAAUAACUUAAAAAGAAGGAAACUUAUUGACUGAUGUAAGGAGCAAAUCCCAAGAUGGUACUUACCUAGAUUUUUGAAGGUCUUUAUCAUGCUGCAUGUCACGCUGCCUAUUGUGACUGAUUCAAUACUGAUUCCCUUUAAAGGGAGCAGAAGGAAGAAAAGUGCAAGGUGAUAGCAAUUACUCUUUAAACCCAUGGUUGCUUAACCAUAGACAGCUUCCCUUUUAAUUACUGUUUCAUUAAAAAAAAUUUAAUUGAGGCUGCAUUAGAUGUAGAAGAAAAGUUUUAGAAUAGAAAAUGGUGGCUGAAAU